Triticum turgidum subsp. durum (durum wheat) is the source of this 999-nucleotide messenger RNA. Lineage: Eukaryota; Viridiplantae; Streptophyta; Magnoliopsida; Poales; Poaceae. The record is from the annotation of a GenBank genome assembly.
AUGAACAUGUGCGAGAAAGAUCAAAAUUUCCACUGGGCCUACGACCUUUUCCAUGACCCCUUUGCCGCUCCCAACAGCUACUAUGGACAUCCUAAUGGUUACAGUGACAACAGCUAUUGUGACUACAAUUAUGCUAGAGAUGCAUCACAUCCCGAUGAGACAUAUUUGCAUUCUUCCGCACUUACGUGUGAUAUGUACAACCCACAAGUAGGCAUGUACCAUCCUGGAAAUGUUGGUGGGCAGGAGCAUGAGGCAGUCUAUGUAGAUCCGUCUAGUUCCUCUUCAUACCCUGGCAGCGACGACUGUUAUGAAAUGGAGGAAGAAGUAGGAAAGAGAUUUUACCCCAUGGUCCCAGUUCCCCAUGUCCCUAAAAUUAAUGGUGAAAUUCCAUCACUCGACGAAGCCACCAUGGACCAUGAAAGGCUGUCAGACAGGUUGAGGCUGUAUGAACUAACUGAGAACAAGGUGAAAGGUGAUGGCAAUUGUCAGUUCCGUGCACUAUCAGAUCAGCUGUACCAAACUCCGGACCACCAUGAGUUUGUGAGGGAGCAGAUAAUUAGCCAGCUUAAAAGUAACCGGGAAGCCUAUGAUGGAUACGUCCCCAUGGCAUAUGAUGAGUAUCUGGAGAAAGUAUCGCGAAAUGGUGAAUGGGGUGACCAUGUGACUUUACAGGCUGCUGCUGACAAGGUGCUUAUAUUUGUCUUACUCAUGGGCAUAACAUAUAUCACAGCUGGCAGGGGCUGUACUUUACUAAUGCCCAUUCUAACGCAAUUCGACAAUCUGUUGCAGUACGGAGUGAAGAUUUUCGUCAUGACCUCAUUCAAGGAUACGUGCUACAUCGAGAUCCAACCCAAGGUUCAGAAGUCCAACAAAGUGGUGUUGUUGAGCUUUUGGGCGGAGGUUCACUACAACUCGAUAUUUCCACAGAACGACGCUCCGAGGUUGCAUCACACGGCGAAGAAGAGGAGAUGGUGGCCGUUCUCGCAGCACCACCAUUGA